CUUUCUUAUUCUUGUUACUUUUUAUUCACUGAACAAGAGAGACAAUAAUUCGAGAAUGUCGUUCUGGAACGGCGAUUUUCUGAACAGCGAGCUGUCGAAGCCGACGUCCAUCUUCGGGUUGAAGCUGUGGGUGGUGAUCGGCAUUUGCGUCGGCGCCGCCAUUGUCCUGGUCCUCUUUCUCCUCUCCCUCUGCCUCACCUCCCGCCGCCGCCGCCCCGCCGCCCCCUCCGGGAAACCUCUUAAACUCCACCUCCAGGAUCCCACCCCGCCCGUCUCCAAGGACAUCCCCGAGAUCGUCCACCACUACCACGAACGUCACCGGGCCCCAUCCUCCGCCGCCGCCGCCCCCGCGGAAGUCCAGAUCGACAUCGGCGGCAAGGCGGAGCACCGGGUGGUGCUGGCCGAGCACCACCGGCCACCGGCUCCGGCGCCGGCUCCACCGUCGUCGUCGACGACGGGGACUGCCAGCGGAGAGAGCCGGGGGACAAUGGAGGGGACGACGCCGUCGAUGGGGAGUGGAGGCCCGCCAGAGAUGUCGCAUCUGGGGUGGGGGCACUGGUACACGCUGCGGGAACUGGAGGGCGCCACCGGCGGGUUCGCCGAAGAGAAUGUCAUUGGAGAGGGCGGGUAUGGGAUCGUAUACCGGGGGCUCCUGGCCAAUAACACCACGGUCGCUGUUAAGAACUUGCUCAAUAAUAGGGGUCAAGCGGAAAAGGAGUUCAGAGUAGAAGUUGAUACAAUUGGGCGCAUUAGGCACAAGAAUCUGGUCAGGUUGCUUGGUUACUGUGUCGAGGGGGCUUACAGGUUGCUUGUCUAUGAGUAUGUGGACAAUGGCAAUCUGGAUCAGUGGCUUCAUGGGGAUGUCGGAGUUGUGAGUCCGCUAACAUGGGAUAUCAGGAUGAAGAUAAUACUGGGAACGGCAAAAGGGUUGGCCUAUCUUCACGAGGGGCUUGAACCAAAGGUUGUCCACCGUGAUGUCAAAUCCAGCAACAUACUACUUGACCAGCAGUGGAAUCCAAAGGUGUCUGACUUUGGUCUGGCCAAGCUCCUGUGUUCCGAGAGGAGUUAUGUAACAACUCGCGUCAUGGGGACUUUUGGCUAUGUGGCACCUGAGUAUGCUAGCACUGGGAUGCUGAAUGAGAGAAGUGAUGUUUACAGCUUUGGGGUGCUUAUCAUGGAGAUCAUAUCUGGGAGAGCCCCUGUGGAUUACACAAAGCCACCUUCAGAGGUGAAUUUGGUUGAAUGGUUGAAGAUCAUGGUCGGAGACAGGAAAGCUGAGCAGGUUGUGGAUCCUAAGAUGCCUGAGAAACCAUCUCCCAAAGCACUCAAACGGGCACUUCUGGUUGCCCUGCGGUGUGUCGACCCUGAUGCGGCAAAACGACCAAAAAUGGGACGUGUGAUCCACAUGCUUGAAAUGGAUGAUUUGCUAUUUCGCGAUGAUCGUAACCUUGGGCGAGAAGCAUCUUCUCGGUCAUUGGAUAGGUACAGCCAAAAAGAGGAGGAAAGCUUCCGCAGGCAUGACCAUCAGACAGGGUGGCGAUGACAGGACCAAGUAGGUGCCUGACAAUUUGAGAUUGUAAAUCUGAAACAAUAAUGGAAUUCUUCCAUUCUUGACCACUUAAAAAAUAUUACAUUCUCAUCUUGCAUUCAGCACCGUGCUGGGAAAAUGAUUUCUUUUCGAGGACAUCCAUUUGUGAAAUAAUAUUCGAUGAUAUCUUUCAGCUUGUAUC
Messenger RNA from Elaeis guineensis (African oil palm), 1730 nucleotides. Its product is annotated as probable serine/threonine-protein kinase At1g01540. Lineage: Eukaryota; Viridiplantae; Streptophyta; Magnoliopsida; Arecales; Arecaceae. Gene Ontology annotation, molecular function: ATP binding; protein kinase activity. The record is from RefSeq and is a predicted model, not a curated record. Gene Ontology annotation, biological process: protein phosphorylation.